Necator americanus (New World hookworm) is the source of this 267-nucleotide messenger RNA. RefSeq lists its product as uncharacterized. Bases 1 to 267 code for a protein of 88 amino acids. The record is from RefSeq and is a predicted model, not a curated record. The transcript has 2 exons. NCBI's taxonomy places the organism in Eukaryota, Metazoa, Nematoda, Chromadorea, Rhabditida, Ancylostomatidae.
AUGUCGAAUUUUAUUCUGUACUGUACCGUUGUCGUUUUCAUUGUUGUCGAUGCUAGUGACACUAGCUGUUCUGAGGAGGACGAUGAUACAACAUCUCCUGCAAGCGAUUUUAUCGUGAAGGAAAGUGAAGCUGUCCCAGGAAACCCAUUGACGCGCAGUCUUCUGAAGGAAAAGGUGGAACAGCCCAAUCCACGCUUCAAAAGGGAGUGGGGAGCCGGGGUUGCUUUUGACGGCUUAUUUCGGCUGGGUGACAUUGCAGCAAAAUGA